AUGUCGAAGCCGAUCAAUACCUGCGUUCUCGGUGUCGGACUCGCAGGCUUAACCUUUCACGUCCCCUUUAUACUCGCCCUUUCUGAUAUCUUCACUUUGCACUCUGUGCUAGAGCGGAACCCAAGCACGGCAGGAGGCAAAGUAGCUGAACGUUUUGGCGUCUCCGUCAAAAUACACAGAUCCCUCGACGAUGUUCUGGCUGACCCAGAUGUUGAACUUGUCAUUAUCGGCACGCCUAAUAACACUCAUUACGAAUUUGCUAAGGCUGCUCUGAGUGCGGGGAAACACGUUCUCGUUGAUAAACCUGUUACAGCAACGGUAAGCCAGGCACGAGAACUUGGAAACCUUGCCAAAACAAAAGGCCUUGUCUUGUAUGGCUUCCAAAACAGGCGAUGGGACUCGGACUUUUUGGCUUUAAAGCAGCUUCUGUCUUUGCCCGAAUCUUCUCCUCAAUCACUGGGCACAAUCACUGAAUUUGAAUCGCAAGUUCCAUGCAGCUUUGACCGCUACCGAAAGGGCCUGAAGGGUACUUGGAAAGAUCAGCCAUUGGAAGCUGCAGGUCUUACCUAUGAUCUUGGCUCGCAUCUUAUAGACCAAGCGCUCCAGUUGUUCGGACGACCAGAUGCGCUCACUGCGUUUGCGCAAAAUUUGCGUGGAGUCGGCCAUCCAGAAGUUGAUGAUUCAUUUACCAUCCAUAUGCAUUAUAAUCCUGGACCAACCAAAAGGUACCCAGUAACGGUCAUCCUCCGUGCUCAUAUACUUUCUGUUCGCUCGCCUCAAUUGCGAUACGUAGUACGGGGGACGCAGGGAACGUACUCGAAGUUUGGCGUUGAUUUACAGGAAGACCAGCUCAAAGUCAUAUCGUCUCCAAGUGCAAUCCUCGAGGACCAAUAUGGCCGGGAACCAGAGUACCUGUGGGGGACUAUCGAGAAGAUGGAGGCCGAUGAAAUUACAGUCACGAAAUCCACGUGGCGUUCUUCGGAGGCGGGAGCAUACGCCGAACUGUUUCGCAACCUUGGAGCCGCCAUUCGGGAUGGAGCAGAGCUCGCGGUCAAAUGGGAUGAAGCAACAGGGGUGAUUGAGAUGAUUGAGCUCGCCCAAGAAAGUGCAUCGAAAGCUGUAACAGUCAAGGUCCCAAAAUAG
Laccaria bicolor S238N-H82 is the source of this 1143-nucleotide messenger RNA. RefSeq lists its product as uncharacterized. The transcript is spliced from 5 exons. Bases 1 to 1143 code for a protein of 380 amino acids. Gene Ontology annotation, molecular function: nucleotide binding. NCBI's taxonomy places the organism in Eukaryota, Fungi, Basidiomycota, Agaricomycetes, Agaricales, Hydnangiaceae. The record is from RefSeq and is a predicted model, not a curated record.